Molecule: messenger RNA, 3776 nt
Organism: Clupea harengus (Atlantic herring)
Lineage: Eukaryota; Metazoa; Chordata; Actinopteri; Clupeiformes; Clupeidae
Gene: vac14
Product: vac14 homolog (S. cerevisiae)
Biological process (GO): phosphatidylinositol biosynthetic process
Cellular component (GO): PAS complex; endosome membrane
Source: RefSeq, a predicted model, not a curated record
UCAGCCUGGAAAAGUGCAGAAAGUCAUGUGAGCCGGGAAAUAUGGCUACACCAUAGCACCAUAGAGAGUACAAGACCUACACGAAUAAGCUCAUCUUGAAGAAACCUCUGUCAUGAUCGUCACAAAUGGAAAUGUGACUAGUCGCUGACUAGUGAUCACUGUUAUAUAGCUAGAGAAAUAACAAGUCUUCGAUAUUCGUUUAUUAUUGUUCAUCUCGAGGGUCGCUAAUGUCAAGUUACCCUGUAACGUUAGCUAUCUUUCGGUUCGUCAGAGAAUCGACGUUUACGUUAACGUACACAUCAGCUUGACAUUUAUCAGGUUAUGGAGAAUAUAUAUUUGAUUUUGUUGUACGCCCACAGACAGGCAUAGUGUUUAAUUUGGAGACACGGUUAAACGCCUCAUUUAGUCGUUUGAAGCAAGAGGACAACCGCUGCUGCCAGUGGAAGACGACUAACUGUUCUCUUUGGUAGCUCAUGAUGUGUUGUAGCUUGUGAGACCCUGUAGCCUUCAUCGGGGCUACAUUGUUACGUGUAAAUAUUAGCUGCUUUUUUUUUUUUAUCUGUGGCAAGGUUGGAAGAGAUCAACUGAAAAUAUUGUGUUUUGUGUACGCGUUAUUUUUAGUUGAUCGCUUGAUUUAUAGUAAAGAAUAUGAAUACUGAGAAGGACUUUUCGCCUUUGACCCCAAACAUUGUGCGAGCUCUGAAUGAUAAAUUGUACGAGAAGAGGAAAGUCGCCGCACUAGAAAUUGAGAAACUUGUACGUGAAUUUGUGGCCCAAAAUAACUCCACCCAAAUCAGACAUGUUAUUCAGAUCCUGGCAUCAGAGUUUGCCCUUUCCCAACAUCCCCACAGUCGCAAAGGUGGGCUUAUUGGCUUGGCAGCUUGCUCAAUUGCUCUUGGCAAGGAUUCUGGCCUGUAUCUGAAAGAGCUCAUUGAACCUGUGCUAACCUGCUUCAAUGACUCUGAUAGCCGAUUACGAUACUACGCUUGCGAGGCCCUAUAUAACAUCGUGAAGGUGGCCAGAGGCGCAGUGUUGCCUCAUUUCAAUGUCCUUUUUGAUGGGCUGAGUAAGCUUGCGGCAGAUCCUGAUCCUAAUGUGAAAAGUGGCUCUGAGCUCCUUGAUAGACUGUUAAAGGACAUUGUCACAGAAAGUAAUAAGUUUGACCUGGUGGCAUUCGUUCCAUUGCUCCGUGAGCGUAUCUAUUCAAACAACCAAUAUGCUCGGCAGUUUAUCAUUUCUUGGAUCUUGGUGUUGGAAUCAGUCCCUGACAUCAACCUUAUAGACUACCUGCCAGAAAUUCUGGAUGGGCUCUUUCAGAUUUUGGGAGACAGUAGCAAGGAGAUUAGACGGACGUGUGAAGUGGUCUUGGGGGAGUUUCUCAAGGAAAUCAAAAAGACACCAUCUAGUGUGAAGUUUGCAGAGAUGGCUAACAUUCUGGUCAUCCACUGUCAGGUGUCUGAUGAGUCCAAGCUCACAAAUGACUUAAUCCAGCUGACGGCCAUGACGUGGAUGAGGGAGUUCAUCCAGCUGGCUGGUCGUGUGAUGCUGCCCUACUCCUCAGGGAUUCUGACUGCUGUGCUGCCCGGCCUCUCCUAUGACGACCGCAAGAAAAGCACUAAAGAAGCUGCCAGUGCAUGUAAUAGUAGUCUAAUGAAGCUUGUCACCCCUGAGGAUGAUGAAGAUGAAGAGGAAACUGGAUCACAAACAACUCCUCCUCAACAAGACAGCCCGCCCAAGUCUCAAGAGGAUCUCAAUGACUCUCUCAAUGCCUCUCAGGAGUCCAUUGGUCUCAGCAAAAUCUGCUUCUUCGCCCCAGCGGUUUUAGACCGGGCGCAGGUGACUCUGGAUCUGGAUGGAAUCGUUCAGGUUUUGGAUCACCACCUGCAUGACUCGUCCACUGGUAUGAUGACUCGGAUUGCUGUGCUCAAAUGGUUGUACCACCUCUACAUAAAGACACCACGGAAGAUGUUCAGACACACAGACAGUCUAUUCCCAAUGCUGUUGAAGACCCUUUCUGAUGAAUCUGAUGAGGUGAUACUGAAGGAUCUGGAAGUGCUUGCAGAGAUUGCGUCAUCACCAGCCGGACAGACUUACAACUCUGGGAUGUGUGAUAGUUCUGACAGCAAAGCAGAACUCCAUGUUCCUGAGCACAGCAAUAUUGGCCAUCAGCUGGUUGUUGGAUCCAAGAUGGCUGAUGCCUCCCCCUCCACCCCCAGCAUGAACUCCUACUUCACUAAAUUCAUGAUUAACUUGCUCAAGCGCUUCAGUCUGGAGAGGAAGUUGCUGGAGACCAGGGGAGCCUUCAUCAUCAGACAGCUCUGUCUGCUUCUGCAUGCAGAGAACAUAUUUCACUCCAUGGCAGAUAUCUUGCUGAAGGAAGAGGACCUUAAGUUUGCCUCGACCAUGGUGCAGACACUUAACACCAUCUUGCUCACAUCAGCAGAGUUGUUCCAGUUGCGCAACCAGCUCAAGGACCUGCACACUCAGGAGAGUUGUGCUCUCUUUUGCUGUCUGUACCGAUCCUGGUGUCACAAUCCCGUGGCAACGGUGUCCCUCUGCUUCCUGACACAAAACUACCGCCAUGCCUAUGAGCUCAUCCAGAAGUUUGGGGACCUGGAGGUGACAGUAGAUUUCCUCAUGGAAGUGGACAAGCUGGUGCAGCUUAUUGAGAGUCCAAUCUUUACCUACUUACGUUUGCAGCUCCUGGAUGUGCAGAAUAACCCGUAUCUGAUCAAAGCUCUGUAUGGGCUUCUGAUGCUGCUGCCACAAAGCCAUGCCUUCCAGCUGCUGUCUCAUCGACUGCGCUGUGUUCCCAACCCAGAACUUAUGAGGACAGUGGAUGAUUCAAAGUCCUGCAACAUCAAGCGUUCCAAUCAGGCCCAUGUGGAUUACACGGAGCUGCUCCAGCACUUUGACCGCGUCCAGAGCAAACACCUGGAGGUGCGACACCAGCGCAGCGGACGAGCGGAGCACACAGAUAGGAAGCUAGCGCUUUGAGAGUCGCUGCAUUCAGUGCCCAGCUGAGCUGUGUCUCGCUCUCGUCGUUGGGAGCACAGCGCUUGAAGUAUCAAAUGAACAUGAACAGAUUUCGGACCUCUAGCGGGAACCUUUUAUCACGUGGAUGUACUGUACUGUUGUUUUUCCAAGUGCUUUAUGUUAAGGUGAUGACUUUUGUUUGUUUGUGAAAUGUAUACACCAACACAGGCGCACACACACUCUGUCCUUUCUUUCCCAGCUUUUCUUCUGCAGUCUUUAACCAGUGAUUGGAAUGUCCUCAAAUCAGUGUAUUGUAGUUAUUUCAAACCAGAGCAAGCUGGGAUACCAAGGGCCUCCCCACACGUGAGUCCUUAGCAAGAAAGUUUUCUGGGUUGUAUGCAAGCAGUGUCGGCUUGAUUGCCCUGCUAAACACCUUCAGCAGCUUCGUAGUUUUGUUGGCAUCGCUGAUAUCAUAUCUUACAUCUCACAUAAAUACCAGCACUCUUUUCUGAUUUCUGAUGCCAAGCAUCAACUUCUUUUCUGCAUCUUUGAAUACCUAACUAUCUCUUAACUUUGGAGUCUAGAGUUAAGAUGCAUCUAUAAUCAUGACUAUUACAUUCCUCUUAUUCUCUUCUUUUGUCUAUGGCAUACACUCCACUGACCUAAUAUGGUCUUCGACCUAAUUGUAAACAACAAAUGUAAGUGUCUAAAUUAUAAAAUAAAUGAGGACCACAAUAAAUAAUAGUAAUUGCCAAAUAAACUGGAAUGUAAGAUGACAUAAAUAAAUACCCAUGCCAUAA